This is a messenger RNA of Priapulus caudatus, 687 nucleotides long. Its product is annotated as melatonin receptor type 1A-like. The transcript has 4 exons. Gene Ontology annotation, molecular function: G protein-coupled receptor activity. Gene Ontology annotation, biological process: G protein-coupled receptor signaling pathway. Bases 1 to 687 code for a protein of 228 amino acids. Lineage: Eukaryota; Metazoa; Priapulida; Priapulimorpha; Priapulimorphida; Priapulidae. The record is from RefSeq and is a predicted model, not a curated record. Gene Ontology annotation, cellular component: membrane.
AUGGCUACAAUGAACAGCACGUCGGCUGCUAACAGUCACCCAGCCGACCGGCCCGUCCUGCGCAACGCAGCGAUACCGUUCGGACAGGCGAUCGCCUAUGUUGUCAUCCAGAUGAUCGCUAGUGGCGUCGGUGUUAUCGGCAACAUUCUGGUGAUCGGUGCUGUGCUGAUCUACAAACCACUGAGAAAAUCCGGCAACAUCUUCAUCGCCACUCUGGCCAUCGUUGACCUUUGCGUGACCGGUUACAUCACGCCGCUGGGAAUCCUAGGAUUUUUCAAUCAGGAUGUACUGACAGAGUCGCCAAACCUGUGCACGUUCACGGGCGCCGUGUGCGUGAACGUAUGUAACGCAUCGCUCUUCACACUAAUGAUCAUCAGUGUCAGCCGCAUGUUUGCUAUUUCUUACCCCAAUAUCUACGCCCGUAUGUUCACGCCAAUGAACUGCAUUGCCGUUGUCGUCAUCAGCUGGUUUGUCGUCAUAGCCGUGAACCUGCCAGCGUUCUUCUAUAGCGACGGCUUCUGGUUUGAACCGCGUUCGCAGUCGUGCCUGUGGAACUGGUACGUGAACCCGCUGCACCGCCACCUGUGGGCCGUGCUCUGCCUAAUAGUGCCCGUCAUCGUGACGGCUGCCUGCUACCUGAACAUAUUCAUUCACGUCUACAAAAGCAAACAGCGGUGGCAGUGGUAG